CCCCAGUUAGCUUCAUCAUAUACAUCAUCCAUCUUCAUUAAUUCUCCCCUCCAACUCAUUCUCAUUCAGUGGAAAGAAAAAAAAGUGAAUAUGGCACGUAGAAACUUUGGAAGCCAGAUAACAGCACUUGUUGUAGAUGACAAUGUACUGAACAGAAGGAUUCAUGAAAAGCUGUUGGAGAGUGCUGGAGUGAGAAAUCACGAGGGAGUGGAAAAUGGGAAAAUAGCAGUGGAUAUUCAUUGCCAUGGACGAAGAUUCGACCUCAUUCUCAUGGACAUGGACAUGCCAAUAAUGAAUGGCAUUCAGGCAACAAAGGAACUUCGUUCGAUGGGCAUUGGGAGCAUGAUCGUUGGUGUGUCAUCACGUUGUACGGAAACAGAAAUACGAAAAUUUAUGGAAUCAGGGUUGAAUGACUACCAUGAGAAACCAUUGAACACUGCAAAGCUUAAUUCAAUUCUUGAUAAGAUGAACCCUAAUUUUACUAAUAAAUGAGCGAAGAUCCAACCGGCUAAUGCAUGGAUGAAUAAAAACCUUAACCUUACCACUUCCUUGUUAUUUCCAUGUUGUCAUGUUUUUUUUUCUCUCUUUUGGUUAUUCUGUUGUACUUUCUCUUACUAUGGUCAAAUAUGUGACUGUGUGAUAUCACUGUAUCAAUGUUACAGAAAAUAAGGAAAAGAGUUGAGAAAUAACUCUUGUUCAAUCCAUGAUCAA
Messenger RNA from Vigna angularis (adzuki bean), 711 nucleotides. RefSeq names its product two-component response regulator 24. Lineage: Eukaryota; Viridiplantae; Streptophyta; Magnoliopsida; Fabales; Fabaceae. The record is from RefSeq and is a predicted model, not a curated record. The transcript has 3 exons. The coding region runs from base 91 to 492 and encodes 133 amino acids. Gene Ontology annotation, biological process: phosphorelay signal transduction system.